UCCCCGGGAGGCCUCCUCCCUCUUUCCCCGGCCCUCCAUAGAGGAAGCACGCGUUCUCCUGACUCUCUCCGCUCCGGAGCUCUACAACUCUCUGUAAAGAUGCGUUACGUAGCCUCCUAUCUUUUGGCUGUGCUCGGCGGUAAUGACAGCCCUUCAAUCGCUGACCUGAAGAAGAUUCUAGACAGCGUUGGCAUUGAGCUGGACAAGGAGCGUGCCGAGAAGGUAAUCAAUGAGCUGAAAGGCAAGAAAAUCGAUGAGGUGAUUGCUCAAGGUAAUACCAAGCUGGCAAGCAUGCCUUCUGGGGGUGCUGCCGCCAUUGCUGCAUCUGCUGGCCCUGCUGCUCCUGCUGCUGGAGGAUCUGCUGCACCAGCUCCUGAAGAGAAGAAGAAGGAAGAGAAGGAAGAGUCUGAGGAGUCCGAUGAAGAUAUGGGAUUCGGCCUGUUCGAUUAAAUAUUGUAGCCUUUUAAAAUAAA
This is a messenger RNA of Nanorana parkeri, 473 nucleotides long. Its product is annotated as 60S acidic ribosomal protein P2-like. Lineage: Eukaryota; Metazoa; Chordata; Amphibia; Anura; Dicroglossidae. The record is from RefSeq and is a predicted model, not a curated record. Gene Ontology annotation, cellular component: cytosolic large ribosomal subunit; ribosome. Gene Ontology annotation, molecular function: structural constituent of ribosome. The coding region runs from base 100 to 450 and encodes 116 amino acids. The transcript is spliced from 5 exons. Gene Ontology annotation, biological process: cytoplasmic translational elongation.